Durio zibethinus is the source of this 2709-nucleotide messenger RNA. RefSeq names its product non-specific phospholipase C6-like. Gene Ontology annotation, biological process: phospholipid catabolic process. The record is from RefSeq and is a predicted model, not a curated record. NCBI's taxonomy places the organism in Eukaryota, Viridiplantae, Streptophyta, Magnoliopsida, Malvales, Malvaceae. Gene Ontology annotation, molecular function: hydrolase activity, acting on ester bonds.
AGAUGUCAUUUUCUUUAUUGCUUUUCCCUUUAAUAAAAAAAUAAAAAAGCAUUCACCGCUAUAAAGAACACAAAACCAGAAUCUUCUUUUUCUAUCUCUGUGGGUUUGUCUGUCUUCUGUGUCUACUAUCCUUUGUACACAGAGAAUUUCUCUCUUCCCUUCUCUACACUGAAAAUAUCUAAGCAAAAGACACUGACUUUAUCCGAUAAUGUAUUGAAUUCCCAAUCAAGUAAUCACUUUUUAUCAUUCAUUUGUUUCAUUAUUAUAGGAUAAUAUGUUUAGAGGUUUUCGGAUUCCUGGAAGCCCACUAUAAAGGCAAAGUAUAACCUCCUGACCCUGAGUUAUCAAGAUAAGUAAAAGUCUAAUCCUUUCUGCUGGUUUCAAUGGGGGGAUCCAAAGCCAAGCCACCAACUUCAUUUUCCUUCAUUUUCUCGCUGUUUCUCACCGUGUCAUGUCUCUUGACACCAUUGGGAGCCCAGCAGCAGUCACCCAUUAAGACUAUAGUGGUGUUGGUGAUGGAAAAUAGAUCCUUUGAUCAUAUGGUUGGGUGGAUGAAGAAAUCCAUUAACCCUGCAAUCAAUGGGGUAACUGGGGAUGAAUGCAAUCCUGUUUCAACAAAAAAUUCAAACCCAGAAUCCAUUUGCUUCACUGAUGAUGCUGAAUUUGUGGAUCCGGAUCCAGGUCACUCUUUUGAAGCAGUGGAGCAACAGGUAUUUGGCUCUGCCUCCUUUCCUUCCAUGUCUGGCUUUGUGGAACAAGCACUAUCAAUGUCUCAGAACCUCUCUGAGACUGUCAUGAAAGGUUUUAGGCCUGAGGCUGUGCCAGUUUAUGCUGCUCUUGUAAAAGAAUUUGCAGUCUUUGAUAGGUGGUUCUCUUCAAUUCCUGGUCCAACACAACCCAAUAGGUUGUUUGUGUAUUCUGCUACUUCUCACGGCUCAACAAGUCAUGUUAAGAAACAGUUGGCUCAAGGCUACCCACAAAAAACAAUCUUUGAAUCACUUCAUGAGAAUGGUAAGGGCUUUGGCAUUUACUUCCAAAACAUACCCACAACUUUGUUCUAUAGAAAUCUGAGGAAAUUGAAGUAUGUCUUCAAGUUUCAUCAAUUUGAUUUAAAGUUUAAGAAAGAUGCUAGGAACGGUAAACUUCCCAGCUUAACAGUUAUCGAACCAAGAUAUUUUGAUCUGAAGGGAUUGCCUGCAAAUGAUGACCAUCCAUCUCAUGAUGUUGCUAAUGGGCAAAAGCUUGUGAAGGAGGUGUAUGAGACAUUGAGAACAAGUCCUCAAUGGAAUGAAACCCUUUUGGUAAUUACUUAUGAUGAGCAUGGUGGUUUCUAUGAUCAUGUCAAGACUCCUUAUGUCAAUGUACCCAACCCAGAUGGAAACACUGGCCCUGCUCCUUCUUUCUUCAAGUUUGACAGGCUUGGUGUUCGUGUGCCAACAAUCAUGGUCUCUCCUUGGAUUAAGAAAGGCACUGUGAUAAGUGGUCCAAAGGGACCUACUCCAAACUCUGAGUUCGAGCAUUCAUCCAUCCCUGCAACAAUAAAAAAAAUGUUCAACCUGUCCUCCAACUUCUUGACUCACAGAGAUGCUUGGGCUGGCACUUUCGAGGAGGUUGUUGGGGAGUUGUCCUCUCCCAGAACUGAUUGCCCAGAGACAUUGCCUGAUGUAGCUCCUUUAAGGACAACAGAAGCGAAAGAAGAUGCCGGUCUCUCUGAAUUUCAGGGUGAGGUAGUUCAACUAGCAGCUGUUCUUAAUGGUGACCACUUCUUAAGUAGCUUCCCUGAUGAGAUGGGCAAGAAGAUGCGCGUGAAAGAAGCUCACGAGUAUGUGAAAGGAGCAGUUUCACGGUUUAUAAGAGCAAGCAAAGAGGCCAUCAAGAUGGGAGCAGAUGAAUCUGCCAUUGUAGAUAUGAGAUCGUCGCUUACAACUAGAUCUUCAAUCCACAACUAGUUGAACCUUCUUCCCUUCCAUAUGUUAUCUAUCAACCUCUAUAUCUUACAGGUUUUAGAAAUGUAUUUUCUCAUUAAAUUGCGAUAAAACUAGAAGUACUUUUGUGCAAGAACUGUCUUUAAAUCAUAAACAUCUAAUCAUAUCUCAGAAUGAUGUAAAUAACAGCUUCAGGACUAAAAUUUCUAGAGGUGAAACUCUUUGUAGAACUUCGUCAGGUAGAUUUAGAGUACAAUCUUUCCAGGCUUCACAGAUCACAACCAGUUAAACUUGUUGAUGUAUGACCACCGCCAGGCUUUUAUCCCUGCACUAGAUUUUGCACAUGUUUGGUCAGCAUUUGGACACGAGGGUUGUGAAUUGUGAUAGUUGAAGACGGCUCCUAGCCUCUUGGUAUUCUUACAUUUUAGGUUUGCUUGUGUGGUAGCUGGUAGGCAGACAAGGAUGCUAAAAGUUAAACUCCUUCGAUCCUGCUUCAAAAAUCAAAACUCAUGGCCACCACCGAGGAAGUUUAUAUUCCCCCCAAAGAUAAAUAUGAAUUAUAUACGGUUUAUAACGCAUAACGAUUUAAGGGCAUUACCCCUUGUGAGUUGCGAGUAAUGCAAUUGGUGCAAAACUUUACACCACAUGGUUAUUAAGAAAAGCCAUUCGAUAUCUCACAGGUAAUUUUCAUUAAGGUAAACCAUUUCAAUAAAAAGAGCACAUUAAUGCUUGAGAUACAGCCAGAGUGAGCUCAAACCCUGAUGCAAGUACAAAAUCGCCCAUA